Patiria miniata (bat star) is the source of this 2095-nucleotide messenger RNA. RefSeq names its product clathrin heavy chain linker domain-containing protein 1-like. Bases 40 to 1188 code for a protein of 382 amino acids. NCBI's taxonomy places the organism in Eukaryota, Metazoa, Echinodermata, Asteroidea, Valvatida, Asterinidae. The record is from RefSeq and is a predicted model, not a curated record. The transcript has 5 exons.
UUGUCAUAAUCGACUUGACCAUAAUAGUGACAACCAAAAAUGUAUUCUUCUUUUGUCACCUUUUAUGCAGGUGGGGAUGUCAUAUCUUCUAUAUUUGAUGAUGAUGACCCAAGUAAAGAACGAGAAGCUGAGAUGCUGCUUGAAUAUAUUGAACACUUUAAUGAAUUAUUUGAAGAAGGAAAAUACAAAGAUGCUGCGAUGCAUGCAGCAAGCAGUCCAAAAGGAAUACUGAGGAACUGUGAGACUCUUUCUCGUUUCAGAGCAAUUCAUGCUAGGACUGGCAAAUUACCACCUCUUCUGGUAUAUUGUGAGGCUUUGAUUUCAUCAGUACCGGCUGUUGGUUCACCGCCUGAUGCAGAAACAUCACUGGAGUGUGUUAAGAGUGCCCUUUCCGAAGAUAGGCUUGAUCUUGUGAUGCAUUGGCUCUUGCAAGAAAGGUUGACAUGUUCGGAGCCUCUUGGUCAUCUUCUCUACAACUACACACAAGGAAAAGGUGCAGGAAUUAUUAGUAAAGGUCUUCCUCUGGCCGAAGCUGUAUAUACUUUGGUUGAAGCUCACAUCCAGGCUGCUGUAUGUAUGUGCAAGCAGGGGAAAGUGCAAGCCAUGAUGGAUUAUGCAAUCAACGCAGAAUUUGAGAAAGAUAUGUAUAUGGGUGUUCUUGUAGCCUGCCCAUCAAUUGCACUCGCGGAGGUCCUCAUCCAGCCAAGGGGCCCGCCAGGGAAGCCUACUCUUUCGGUUGGUACUGUAGUAUUUGAACUUCUCCAAACUGAGAACUAUGCAAUUGGAGUGCAGCUUUUGGACAGAGUAUACCGUAGCAUUCAAGCAGAAAAUGAGAAGAUGUACAGGACUGAAGCCAGGGCCUCUAAGAAGCUCAAGACAGAACAGGCGAAGAGCAGGAAAACCACCAGAUAUUCGUCAUGGCCAUCGGAGCAGCGUACUUCGGCGGUUUCGUCAGCGACGGUACCACAGUCGGCAAGGGCAAGGGUUGUGGUCAAGCCGGUCAUUAGAAGUACGAAUGUACAAGCAAGGGCGGAUGCUGCCAAGGCAGUUAAGAUAAGUGAUCUUGUAAAGUUUUCAGAUUUUGAGGUAGAAGACAUAGGUAGGAUAACAAUAUUGUACAGGAUGUACAUUGAUGUCGGAGAGGGUAAGCGUCAACUAACUGGACCUCAUCUAAGGACAUUUCCUUAGAUGAGGUCCAGUUAGUUGAGGGCAGUGAGGUAGUAGGGUCAUGGGACAAAAUACAGUCCCAGAGUAGCUCCACUUGGAGAGAGAUGGAGGCAGUACACAGAGUUCUCAAAAGUAAUGAGAUUUUGUUAAAGAAUGAGAGAGUUAGAUGUUUCAACGAUAACAAAAAUGUUAAACAGGUGCUGAAUAAGUAAGAAGUCCAGCUUACAAAACAUCUCUUUGAAUGUGAACAGAUUUUGUGAAAAGAAUUCUAUAAUUCUCAAACCAGAGUGGAUCCAAAGAAAUAACAACACCAAAGCUGAUUUGUUGAGUAGAACCAGGGACAGCGAUGAUUGUAAAAUACAAUCAAAAAUGGGUGUAUUGAUUAUUUGGUAAAGAAUGGGGACCACAUAGCGUGGAUAGAUUUGCAUCCAAUUUGAAUUAACCAGUGGAAAAGGUUCAACUCUAGAUGGUGGUGUCCGGAAACGGAAGGAAUAGACGCUUUUCGGUCAGAUGUGGGCAAAUUAAGUUAAUUGGUUAGUACCCCCACCCAGGUUAAUUCAGAGAGUAUUGUUGAAGAUGGAGGUGGAAAAAGCGAAAGGUACAUUGAUUGUUCAGAUGUGGGUGUCGGUACCGUUUUGGCCAUUUUAGGUAGCGGAAAGUAAAGAUUUCAAGUCAUUCAUAGAGAAGAGUAUGAUACUGCCACAACAACAGGUGAUCCUUGAAGGUCAAGGUUGUAAUGGCAUAUUUUUAGAUGAACCAUAACAAUUCAAGCUGAUCGCUUUGAAGCUUGUUUUCUGAAUUUCAAGUUUCAUUGUAAUUGCUGGAGGGAAUGUUAAUGCUGAUUUUGAAUUUUUCCAACAGAUAGGAUUGAGGUUAUAACGUCUCAUAGUCAGGUGGCUUAGAUCUAAUUUUCGUCAAGAUCGUGACC